CCUCUCUUUCUCGUCCCGUCGAAGGAAAAGAACCUCUUCUAACCGAAGACAACGAGAGCAUCGAAUCCAACCCGUACUUACUCAUUCAUCCCUAUAAAAACCCCUUCUUCAUCCGUCUUUCUCCUUCUAUUUCUUUCUACAUCUUUCCAUGCCCUAAAAAAGGAAAAGAUCUUCCCAGGUGAAUUCAAUUCCUUUUUACACUGGAAUUCGAGAAACUCAUUAUUUUGGUGGUGGACUUUUUCCGAACUUGAAACAUAAAAGGUCUGGUUGCAUGAAAUACCAUGGCAACAGCAACCAUGGCAACUGCAGCUGGUGCCGCUGCUCUUCUUUACUAUACACUGAGUCGUAGGUUGCAAUCAACUCCAUCGGAUGAUGAUGAGGAGAAUGGUGGUGAUGUUUCCAAACCUGCUCCAUCCGUAAGAAGCCGAUUAUCGCGCGGUCCUGCUCAAGCUCCAGCAACUUGGUUGGAGACCAUUUCAACCUUGUCAGAGACAUUGAGAUUUACUUACUCGGAAACUCUAGGGAAGUGGCCGAUUGGCGAUCUUGCUUUUGGUAUCAGCUUUCUCUUAAAGAGGCAGGGAAACUUACCUGUUGCAAGUAUAUAUGCUGGUAAAGAUAGUGUACAGCUUAGAGGAGCUGAAAUAACAACUGACCUAAAAUAUCUCUUGAAGUUGCUGACUCUUUGUUGGCAUUUCUCAAAGAAACCAUUUCCAUUGUUUUUGGAGGAAACUGGCUAUUCUCCUGAAGAUGUUCUCCUUCAGGAACCUAAAGCAGGACUUUUGAAACCUGCUUUUACAAUUCUGGUCGACAAGAACACAAAAUGUUUUCUUCUACUGAUUCGGGGAACUCAUAGCAUCAGGGACACUUUGACAGCUGCAACUGGCGCUGUUGUACCAUUCCAUCAUACUGUUGUAUAUGAAGGUGGUGUCAGCAACUUAGUUCUAGGCUAUGCACAUUGUGGGAUGGUUGCAGCUGCUCGUUGGAUUGCAAAGCUUGCGAUACCUUGUCUUAUUAAAGCACUCAGCAAAAAUCCGGAUUACAAAAUCAAGAUUGUUGGACACUCUUUAGGCGGAGGUACUGCAGCACUUCUGACAUACGUACUACGGGAGCAGCAGGAGUUCUCCACUACUACAUGUGUUUCAUUUGCUCCAGCUGCUUGUAUGACUUGGGAGUUGGCAGAGUCAGGGGUGCCAUUUAUUACUUCAGUCAUCAAUGGAGCUGAUCUGGUGCCUACAUUUUCAGCUGCUUCAGUAGAUGACCUGCGCUCUGAGGUGACAGCGUCUGCAUGGCUUAACGAUCUAAGGAAUCAGAUCGAGCAAACAAGAAUCCUGAGCACCGUCUAUCGAUCUGCAUCCGCCUUGGGGUCCCGUCUUCCAUCCAUUGCCAGUGCUCGAGCACGAGUCGCCGGUGCUGGUGCUAUCCUACGUCCAGUCUCUAACAGUACGCAGGUUGUGAUGAAGAGAGCUCGCAAUGUGGCUCAGGCGGCAUUGGCCCGUCCAUCCCUUCGGCUAUCCUCAUGGUCAUGUAUGGGGGCACGCCAUCGGAUAACAGCUGCUGCUGCAAACCCUAAAAUGGAUGAAAACCACACAGAAAUUUCCACCACCACAACAACAGACGCUGCUGAGCCUCUUCUGAUGUCCCAUGAAUCCACGACCAUUGUCGAAACCACAGAGCUGCCAUUAUCAACAUCUGAAGGCAGGUCAUGGAAUUUGGAAAAUGGCUGCUCUAGUUCCAGCGAAAUUAUAACAUGUGCUGACAUGGACAGUGAUGGGGCCGAUGGUGAGGAACUCAUGGGCCACGGCAGAAGUGAGGACCGCAUGACGGAAGAAGAGCUGUGGCAGCAGCUCAAUCACGAACUGUACAGGCAAGAGGAAGGCGAGGGAGCUGACGUGGUGAAUGAGAUGAGGGAGGAGGAGAGAGCCGCCGUGGCGGAGGUGGCUGGGAGCUCAUCAGAGAGCUCGGUGCUGGAAAGAGCAGAUGCCCACCGUUUCUUUCCUCCAGGAAAGAUCAUGCACAUUGUCAGUCUCGUUCAUGAGGAGCCUAUGAGCGAGGAAGAUGCUGCAGAUGACGAUGAAGACCACCGGCUUGCCGCUGACUCAAAGGUGGGGAUUUUUCUGACACCGAGGUCACUAUACGGUAAGCUGAGGCUAUCGCAGACCAUGAUCAAUGACCAUUUCAUGCCGAUUUAUAAGAGGCAGAUUGAUCAGCUAAUCAGUGAGCUAGAAAAGGAAGAGUCAAUGGAUGGGAGUUGUAUUGAAGAGGAUGUAUUGUGAUAUUAUAGAUAAAAACAUAUUUUUGUGAAAUUCCACACGUGUUUUUGAGCCUUUUCUUAUUAUAUUUGUAAAUUAGUUUGGGGAAUUUUUACCAACAAAAUGUUGGGAAUUGAUUUUGAUUUUCCAUCUGAUUGAGGUGGUUAUGCAUUCGUUUUCUACUUAAAUUUGA
Magnolia sinica is the source of this 2442-nucleotide messenger RNA. RefSeq lists its product as uncharacterized. Lineage: Eukaryota; Viridiplantae; Streptophyta; Magnoliopsida; Magnoliales; Magnoliaceae. Bases 282 to 2273 code for a protein of 663 amino acids. Gene Ontology annotation, biological process: lipid catabolic process. The record is from RefSeq and is a predicted model, not a curated record. The transcript is spliced from 9 exons.